This is a messenger RNA of Schistocerca nitens (vagrant locust), 1137 nucleotides long. Its product is annotated as calpain-9-like. Bases 1 to 1137 code for a protein of 378 amino acids. Gene Ontology annotation, molecular function: calcium-dependent cysteine-type endopeptidase activity. Gene Ontology annotation, biological process: proteolysis. The record is from RefSeq and is a predicted model, not a curated record. The transcript has 6 exons. Gene Ontology annotation, cellular component: cytoplasm. Lineage: Eukaryota; Metazoa; Arthropoda; Insecta; Orthoptera; Acrididae.
AUGUGCCGCACGUACGCCUUGAGGCCUACCGGCUUGUCCUUUAGUGUUUCUGGACAGGCAGCUAGAAGUGCAGUGGGUGGGUGCAGAGCUGAGCUGAAGCUUCCCCGCUACCGCUGCCGCAGGCUGCACGGCAGCUACGAGUCGCUGGCGGGCGGGCACGCGCUCGAGGCGCUCGUCGACCUGACGGGCGGCGUCGCCGAGAAGCUGCGCUCGUCGGCCGCGCUCUACCCGCUGCUCAGGGACGCCUUCGCGCGCGGGGACCUCGUCACCUGCGCCAAGAAGGGCAACUGGGCGUCCAUGUCGGCGAGUAGGCCCGCGGUGACGGAGAGCGGCCUGGCGCGCGGCCACGCCUACACCGUGCGGGAGGUGCGCCAGGUGCGGCAGGCCGGCCGGCGGCCGCUGCGCAUGGUGCGCGUGCGCAACCCCUGGGCCGACCACCGCGAGUGGACCGGCGCCUGGAGCGACGGGGACGGGCGCUGGCAGCUGCUGGACGAGGAGACGCGGCGCCAGAUGGGCGCCCUGCAGCCGGCGCCGGACGGCGAGUUCUGGAUGGAGUUCUCCGACUUCCAGCGACACUUCUCCGAGAUCACCGUCGCCACGCUCGUGCCCGACCUCGACUGCGACGCCGACGGCGUGGAGGUGUGCCACGGGGAAUGGGUGGCGGGGCGCAGUGCAGGCGGCUGCCGCAACGACAUCAGCAAGUUCACUACCAACCCGCAGUUCCUGCUCACGCUCACCACCUCCGACGGCGACGAUGUGGGCGAUGGCGCUGAUGUUGGUGACGGAGGUGGCGGUGGCGGCGUCGAGGGGUGCGGCGUGCUGGUGGCGCUGAUGCAGGAGCUGCGGCGGGCCGAGCGCAGCCGCCUGCUGCGGGCGCUGCCCAUUGCCGUCUUCCUCUACAAGGCUGGGGAGCCGCCGGUUCGCCGGCUGGACGCGGCGCACUUCGAGAAGGCGGCGGAGGUGAGCAGCUCCGGGCCGUUCGUGAACAGCCGCGAGGUGGUGUGCCGCGCGCGCCUGCCCGCGCCCGCCGCCUACGUGCUGGUGCCGGCCGCCUUCCACCCGGGCCACGGCAGGGCGUUCAUGCUGCGCGUCUUCUCUCAGCGGCCCUUCCACCUCCACCCGCUGCGCCCGGACUAG